Rhipicephalus microplus (southern cattle tick) is the source of this 729-nucleotide messenger RNA. RefSeq lists its product as uncharacterized. NCBI's taxonomy places the organism in Eukaryota, Metazoa, Arthropoda, Arachnida, Ixodida, Ixodidae. The record is from RefSeq and is a predicted model, not a curated record.
AUGAGUGAUUUGACUAAGUUGCGAGAAGAAAUAAGAAAGCAGAUGAUUGAAUUCAAAUCGUCAAUUGAAAGAGAGCUAAGAAAGGAAAUAAGAGACCUGAAAAACAGUGUGAGCUUUCUGAACGACGAAGUUGAGAAAAUAAAGAAAGAGAAUGCGGAUCUUGUGGGGGAUAACAAGUCACUCAGAAGCGCUAAUGAGCAGUUGAGAACCGAGUGCGAAGCUUUCAAGAAACAAAUUUCUCAACAAAAGCAGAGGAUAACUGCAUCUGAGCAAUACUCCCGCAAAUGCAACCUUGAGAUUAAGGGAAUACCCAAACUUGCUGAGCAAGAUCUUGGAAAUACCCUUCACAGGAUCGGCGGACUGCUGAAUGUGCCUGUAACCAAUGAUGAUGUUGAAAAAUGUCACCGUGUACCAGCAAAGAAUGCCAGUUCAUCACCGAACAUUAUAGUCCAAUUCCGCAGCCGUUCAAAACGUGAUUUGGCGCUACAGAAAGCAAAGAAGACGCACAUCUCGACACAGGACCUCGGUCACGCCUCUAACACACCUGUGUUCAUCAAUGAACACUUAUGCCCAGCCCUAAAGCAGCUUCUUGGAGCGGCAAUAGCUAAAAAGAAAGCAGCAAACUGGAGGUUCGUGUGGACGAAUGAUGGGCGUAUUCUCGCGCGAAAGGAUGAAGGCUCACAUGUACUGCACAUACGCGACGCAAGCGACAUUGAAAAGAUUGCCUAA